UGAUGCUGAGCUUCGUUUCAGUAUCGAUCGAGCUACGAUAUAGUAAAGCAGCCUGUUUUGUCACAAUGGAAAAGCUCUACUCCGUUGAGAAGUGCCCGCAAAGUUACGAUCAGUAUGAGUUUACUCUGUCCGACCUGUACCGCAAACUAGCAAAGGAUGAGCUCCGCGAGGACGACGAGAUUCGGGAGCAAUCGUUGACGCAGAUGCGGGAGUGGAUUGCCAAACAUCCGUACAUAAGCAAGUGCCGUACGGAUGCGUCGUUUCUGUUGCGCUUUUUGCGCUUCCGAAAGUACUCCGUACCGAUGGCGUGUGAGGCGCUGGAGCGAUACCUUGCGAUGCGUGAGACCUUUCCGCAGUGGUUUAAGAAUCUUGAUUGCAAUGACCCCGCAAUGCGAGAAAUGCUUCAGGACGGUGUGUUUACGAAGCUCGGCCAAGAUGCCGAGGGCAGGACGGUGAUCCUCUUCCGGUUUGCCAGUUUCAAUGUGGACAAGUUUACCUCACUGCAGGAAGGUCGCUUUACGGUGCUGCUCAUCGAGACGCUGCUCGAGUGUGAAGAGCUGCAGAUCGGUGGCUUUCGGGUGCUGAUCGAUUAUACUGGCUCAGUGUUAAAGCACUACGGCAUUUGGGGCGUUUCGGACAUGAAGGUGUUUAUGGAUGCGAUCAACCGCUCCUACCCGAUACGGAUCCGUGAGGUGCAUGGUGCCAAGUUUCCUAAGUUUGCUGUUUCGUUACUAAACUUACUGCUGACGUUCGCUAGCCCAAAGUUGAAGGACCGCAUCACAUGUCACAACAGCGUCGAGGAAAUGGCAAAGCGAUGCGAAUCGACCCUGUUACCCAAGGAGUGGGGCGGUGUCUGUGAUUUGCAGGAGUUCAAUCAACGGUUCCAGGAUCAUUUAGAGGACAGGCGGCAGGUGCUGCUGGCGUUGGAUGAAAUGGAUAUUGAUACGACGAAUUAUACUUCACUCUGGAAACACCACGAAGCACCCGAGAACGAAAUAGAUAGUGGAGCGAUGGGAAGCUUUAGAAAGCUUGAUGUGGAUUAAAUGUCUAUCAAAAAGUGUACUUGGUGAACGAUUAUGAUACUUGAUCAUUGGAGAAUUAAGUGUUAACGUGAUUUUUUAUGAUUUUUAGAGGCUAGUAACCUAACGAAAAAUUGUAGAGUUAAAGAAUACAGUAUAUUUUCUGAUUCAAUCAAAAUACACAAUGCUUGCUGGUACAAAUGUCCCUACUAGUUGUUUUUGCUAUUUUCAAUAACUUCGCAAACCUAAUAAAUCAUGGCAUUUUGCAAAUUUAAAUUUAUCUUUAUAUGGAAACAAUUUUCACUAUCUUUCACUAAGAUCUAGGGAAUUAUUAUGGUUUCAGUGUAAAACUAACAUUAUCUACUAUUUGAACUGAUUUAUACAUGUUUAGGAACAAUUAAUAUGUUGUAGCUGUCGUACGGCAGAGUGUUGUUUAAAUAAUAUUUGAUCCUGCUUUCAAUUAUUAUAACUUUCAUGUACAUUUUUGUAAACAGCUUUACGCAUAACGAGAUUUUCGUAUGAUUGUAGUACGAUUGAGUAAUUUACUUAAUUUCUUACUAAAUUAUCUUGCUUAGCUUUGAUGAUGAACCUUAUCAAAUAUUCUUAAAAAACAAAGGCAUGACCAACGUCACUAUAAUGUUGUAAUUGCUUUCUAAAAUUGGUUAUAAAAAUCGAAUAUCUUCCUCCAACUCUAAGACGUCAGUAGUGUUAUAAAAGAUAACCUGAUUCAGUAUACUUUCUUUUUUUUAUAGUUUUACGAGGCAUCUAGGUAGCAUUACAUCAAACAAAAUCUACGAGCAUUUUAAUAAAUUUUCACAUGGAAAACAUAAUAUAUACUUUCUUUGGGUUUACCCGUAAACUACAUAAUUUCAGCGGCGGACCUAACAGUAGGCGAACUAGGCGGUCGCCAGGGGCCUCGUCGAUUUAGGGGCCCCGUAGAUCAAUAGUCUAUAGCAGGGGUCUCAAAACUACGGCCCGCAUGCGUCCCUUAAUACCCUGUAAUGCGGCCCGGGACGACUUGGUAGAGGUUAUAUACAUAGUUAAUUUUGUUUCCUAAUUCAUCAAAAAAAAUGUUUGAAAGACGAAAAUUAGGACUUGAUAAAAUAAAGCUGUUGACAUUUGAUAUAUUCAGUAAGUAUUUUCUAAUCAAAUUAAGAUUUGAACAUUCACUCAUUCUAUAGCUAACUUCAAAAUGGUCCUCAACAAUGUUAUUUGUGAAGCAAUGCGGCAAUCGGUUGACAAACAUUGGUAGGGUCUGUGGCCGAUGAUCGUUGGGGCCUAAUGGCCGUCACUCCAUGAGCCCCCACCUCCCGGCAGCAAUUGCAGUAGACUGUUGAAUCUCCUAACCCUGCUCACCAUCUAUAGGGGGCCUCAAAUCAUCUUACAGCCUAAGGCCCCCUUUACCCUAAAUCCGCCACUGCGUAAUUUCAAAAUUCAAAAUUAACAUCAUGCCACAAAGAGCUCCAGAAGUGUUCCAGUACAGAGUCUUAACCAUUGAAAUAUCAUGAAAAUAAUAAAACAAAUAGUCAAAACAUAAAAAGACUUCCAAUUGUUCAGUUUGUUCUUUAAUUAUAGGGUGAAACGUUUCGAAGAAUUUAGAUAAAUAUGAUUUGAUCUUUGAUCCAUUUUGAUUUGAUCCAUGAGUGGUUUUGGACAUUCCUGUGGCAGGCCAAGACCACAAAGCGCUUGUAGCGCCGGAUAAGUAAGUAAGUAAAGUAUGAUUUGUCUUUUGUUCUGUGAAUUAGUAAAAUUUAUCCAUGUAAAAGCGAAUUAUUUCUCUGACAAUUUCUUCCCCAUUCAUCACAAAACACACGUCACUGAAAGUGUAGUGACGUGAUAAGAAUUAGAAUAUAACGGAGGUACUGCGCACGUAAAGCAGCUCCCAAUGCUAUGGUGUUAGGGAAUGAAGCAAUUACAGCUUAUCAAGAUACAGACGAUGUGCGUCUACUGACUGACU
This is a messenger RNA of Anopheles gambiae (African malaria mosquito), 2976 nucleotides long. RefSeq names its product retinaldehyde-binding protein 1. Gene Ontology annotation, molecular function: phosphatidylinositol bisphosphate binding. The coding region runs from base 3 to 1043 and encodes 346 amino acids. The transcript has 2 exons. The record is from RefSeq and is a predicted model, not a curated record. Lineage: Eukaryota; Metazoa; Arthropoda; Insecta; Diptera; Culicidae. Gene Ontology annotation, cellular component: membrane.